Humulus lupulus (European hop) is the source of this 1886-nucleotide messenger RNA. Its product is annotated as dof zinc finger protein 4-like. Gene Ontology annotation, biological process: regulation of DNA-templated transcription. The record is from RefSeq and is a predicted model, not a curated record. Gene Ontology annotation, molecular function: DNA binding; DNA-binding transcription factor activity. The transcript has 2 exons. Lineage: Eukaryota; Viridiplantae; Streptophyta; Magnoliopsida; Rosales; Cannabaceae. Bases 539 to 1609 code for a protein of 356 amino acids.
AGAGAGAGAAUCAGAAUGAGAUUGUCAUAUGAGGUCUGACACAGCCACCACCCAUUGACAACCGCCAAGCUACCUUCGUUAACUAGCUUCAAUAAGCCGCCGGCUGUGUUCUACAAUCUUCUCCUGUGGUCCACCUCACCCAAUCCCAAUCCCAACCCUUCUAAACUUUUCUUCUUCUUCUUCUUUACUCUACUGGUCAAAACUCUUGUGUUCUGAACUCGAAAGGUGGAGCUAGUUGCCUCUCUUUUGGACAGUUAUUUUUCAGGUAAGUUGGUGGUGGGAACACGAUAUAUAUAGGGGCGGGCGGCGCAUGCAGAUGCCAGUAACGAUCAAUACAAGAGCAUCCAUCGCCGUUGGUUUUGCAGAUUCUCAAACCCAAAACGUCGACACGUACGAGUCUUCUUCUCACCAUAUCGAAACGCUCCAAUUCAAUACCUUCCUCUCUUGAUAAAAACGCUUCUCUAUUAUACCUAUAUAGACAACAAAAAAAACCCAUCAGCAAGAAAAACCACGCGACAAUUUUUCUAUAUAUAUAUAUAUGUUAAGAGAGAGAGAGAGAGAGAGAGAGGAGAUGCAAUCGGAGAAAGAUCAAUCGAACGAUCAAGGGAAGGUGAUGAUGAUGAUGAAGCAAAAUAAUGGUAAUAGUAGUAACGAUAAUAGUAAUGGUAAUGAUAAAGCUCCGCAGAAAUGUCCCCGGUGUGAGUCUCUGAACACCAAGUUUUGUUAUUACAACAACUACAGUCUCUCUCAGCCUCGUUUCUUUUGCAAGACUUGUCGAAGGUACUGGACUCAAGGUGGGACCCUCCGUAACGUUCCCGUCGGAGGUGGUUGUCGUAAGGGAAAGAGAGCCAGAACCGCCUCCGCCACCACCGCCCUCACGGCCAACAUGGCCAGCACUUCCUCUACGACGUCGUCUUCGGAAGGCGGUGGUGAUAACUCUAGGCAGGUAUCUCAAGCUCAAGCUCCAGGAACAGGAGGAGGAGCGGGAGUUGUAGUACCUCGUCAAAACCAGACGAACCCACAAAGCAUAAUUGGUUCUAAUCUGAUGAGGCCGGUUGAGCCGUUUGGUUCGCAGUUUUUUCAGGGUGCUGGCUCGUACUUACCUUCUUUUGCAGAUAUGAAUAAUAUUCAGUCUUUCAACCAUGGCGGCGGCCAUGAUGAUCAUCAUAAUCCCCUUAGUCACCAGUUGGCUGAGUUGAUCACAGCUCCUUCUGCUUCGACUUUGAGUCUUCUAGAGGGAUUCAACUUCGCUGCCUUUGGCUCACAACAACAUCAUCAGCAGCAGCAGCAUCAGCAUCAGAUUCCACCAUCUCAUCAGUUUUUUGAUGCAUCUGAUCAUCAUCAAACGAUGAUCAACAACAGGCCUGUCGUAAAUUCUAAUAAUAAUCAUCAAUGGACCCAUCCAAGCUUUGGAGCUCAUGUCAACAAUGAUUCCGAAACUACUCCAAAUCAUUCCACCGUGGACUGGACCAUUGGCGCUGCCAACAACAGUACGGCCGGCAACGUCCAUACGAGCACGACCACCAGUGGCGACGUGCCUUCGAACUCAAAUCAUCGCUGGCCUACUACUCAUCAUGAUCUGUCCGGGUCGUACGGCCCUCCACCGUGAUGAUGUUGCUCUUGACUUGAUUAUUGCCAUGAGACUCUUGUCCUCGGGAUGUGGUAUAGCACAUAAAUUUAAUUCUACAUAUAAUAUAUUUAUAUAUAUAUCGUCUUUGUAUACAGAAAUGAAAACGCAUAUUGAAAUAUCAUCAUCAUGAACUAUAUGUUUUUUUUUUGUUCCUAGUGCUAGUGUAUACUUUGGAUGUUUUUUGUGGUUAGCAGGGAUAUGAGAUGAUUUAUAUGAAAACAUAAUAUGGCUAAGUACAUAUGGUCUUUUGUGGUUU